Messenger RNA from Uncinocarpus reesii 1704, 375 nucleotides. RefSeq lists its product as uncharacterized. Lineage: Eukaryota; Fungi; Ascomycota; Eurotiomycetes; Onygenales; Onygenaceae. The record is from RefSeq and is a predicted model, not a curated record. Bases 1 to 375 code for a protein of 124 amino acids. The transcript has a single exon.
AUGCCUGCGACCAAGAAGCCUGCCAGCAAGCCAGCCAAGGAGAAGAACCCUCCCAAAAAGCCAACCAAGUGGACGGAGGAAGAGAGAAUCUUCCUUGCUGCCAUGAGGCUUGCGACCAACUGGAGUUGGGAAGAGAUCCGUGGCGAGCACGAGAAGGCUUUCGAGGGCAGAGGGCGAACCGCCAAGGACCUCGAAUCUCAAUAUAACAAGGCGCUCAAACCAAAACUCGACCGCGCCAAGGGAGACCGAACGUUCGCUGACGCCCUGGACGACUAUCGUCACUACGGGAAAGCGACACACCCUGACGACCAGCGGGUCAUCGAUCAGGCCCUCGAGUUCCUCGAGAGGCUUGAUAAAAAAGACCGCCUGUGGUGA